Messenger RNA from Durusdinium trenchii, 2937 nucleotides. NCBI's taxonomy places the organism in Eukaryota, Dinophyceae, Suessiales, Symbiodiniaceae. The record is from the annotation of a GenBank genome assembly.
AUGGGGGACAAGGCUUUGCCCGACUUGGAACACCUUUGGUUCUACAACACUUUGCUUCUAGCGACCUGGAUCUUUCUCUGGUUCUGGAGGAUGAGUCGCGCAGAGUGGAAAGGAUCAGAGGGUGGACUCCAGAAUUGGGAGGAAGAAGAUCUACCACCCCUGGAGCCGAUUCCAGAGAUGCAGAGCCCAGAUGAAGACACCCAGUUCACGGACCCAGCUCACGGACACCCAGAGGAAGCUCCAGAUCCUUUGAGCCCGAGCCGCAGUGAAGUGAAGGUGGCUUGGAGCAAGCUUCAGGCAGGUCUGACUGCGGCCAAAGAGCUGCUAGCAGCUACUCAGUGGGGCUAUAGGCAAGAAGAAGAGGAUGUGGAGGAGGAGGAGGGCAAGCUUCUUGAGCCUGAGAUUGACAACAACUCCGCCGAAUGGGGCAACAUGGCACGAGCGAAGACCAAGGAAGCCGAAGAACAAGGUGAAGCGUCAGAGCGACAGAACGAUGCCUUCAUCCCAUCGAACCUCAUCUUUACGCCCGACGAAUACGACGAGUGGCAGAGCGACGAUGAGAUCUUCAUACCUUCGAACCUGGUCUUUCGGGAAGAAAACAGAGAGUUCUCAGUUCCACCGGGCUCUGGAAGCACGAAAGGUGCCGAGGACAGAACAGACGCCCAAGAAGCCAGCUUAACAGCACAACAGGCAGAACGGGGUUCUAUGGAACCCUCACAUGCCGAAGAAGGCAGCGUGACAGCACAACAGGCAGAACAAGGUUCGAAGGAACCCCCAGAAGCCGAAGAAGUCAGGCAAACAGUAGAACUGGCAGAGCAAGGUUCCAAGGAACUCUCAAAAGCCAGCCUUUUUGACGCUGAGAUUCACAACAAUCCUUCAGGUGUCUUUGGCAACCAUGUGGCCAAACGUGAGUUGUGGUUACCUCAACCACUAGAAGAUUGCAACAAGGCGACCAAGUUACAGCGACUUCAGUCAGCAGUGCCCGACAAUUGUGCCUUGGAAAAGAUCCGCCACCACCACCUUGAUGACUCCAAGAUGGCCGAUGACUCCUUGGGGUCUCUGGAGGCUGCUGGUGGCUUCCGCGGAUUUGGAAAGCCUGAUCUUCAGGUCAGUAACAAUGCGCUGAUGUUGUGCGACCGCGAUUGGAUCAAAGAUGCCAGUCACAAUGCCCAGGGCCAGGCUGAGGAGGUACUUGAGUCUGCACGUGCCUUCAACAACCGUGGGUCAGGCAAGUUCAGGCUUGGCAUGUAUGCAGCUGCACUGGAAGACUUCGACAAGGCCAUUCAGCUGGAGCCCAACUUUGCAUGGGCCUUGUGCAACCGUGGCUUGGCCAAGAGUGCACUGGAUAUGAAUGAAGCGGCCAUCGAAGACUGCAACAGGGCCCUCAAGCUGGAGCCCAAAUUGACAAAUGCCUUCUACAACCGUGCUUAUGCCAAGUCCGAGAUGGGUAGGCAUCAGGAAGCAAUUGAAGAUUACAACAAGUCCAUCCGACUGAACCCAAGGUCUGAGAGUGCAUACUACAAUCGUGGUCUAGCCAAGUUCAACUUGGGCAUGCACAAAGCGGCGGUGGCGGACUACGGAACGGCCAUGCAGCUGGAUCCCACCAUGGCACGGACCUCAUGCAACCGCGCUGUGGCGAAGUUCCAGCUGCGCCUCUACAACGCUGCGGUGCAGGACUAUGACCGUGCCAUCCGGCAGAGCUGGCAGGACUCGAAGAGCUCAUGUUCGGCGGUGGUCUUUUUCAACCGCGGCCUGGCGGAGGCUCGCCGGGGCCAAUACGAAGCAGCCAUCAGAGACUAUGGGCAAGCGAUUGAGCUGGACCCCAACGCUGGAAUAGCUUUCCAUGGCAGGGCUUCAGCCAAGUUCAAGCUGGGCCACUACGAAGGCGCCCUGGAGGACUACGCCCGCGCCAUCGAGUUGAACCCCUCGGCGAAGGCCUACUAUGACCGGGCCUCCUGCAAGUUCCGCCUGGGCUUGUAUGAAGAGGCCCUUGAAGACUAUGACCAGUCGAUUGAGCAUGACGGGAGCUAUGCAGGUGCCUUUUGCAACCGUGCUUUGGCGAAGCGAAAGCUGGGACGGCACCAAGAAGCUCUUGCAGAUUGGAAGAAGACAGUGGAAUUGGAUCCUCACACCAAUUCUGCAAUGCAGAACCUCUUCCAGGCGCCGGCCGACGCUGCCAGAGGCGCAGAGCGCGUCACAGGAAGGAGCGUCACACGAAGGUCUGAGAUGUCACGAGAUGUCAGGCACUAUCAUUUGCACUAUGAGCUUCAGCAGGCCCAGAAGGAAGAGAAGGAUUCUUUGGCCGAAGCUGCACGGCUUUCGAAAGAGGUGCAGAUGGCCGAACGGGCGUCGAAGUGGCUGGAGAACGUCGAAGAGAACACCAAGAUGCCACUGAGUUUGGAAGAGCGCGAAUGGGUCCAUGCCUGCGGGGGCAGGAACUUCGUGGCGCCCGCGUGGAUCACCGUCACCCAGACGCAGGUGGAGGCCCUCGUGCGUGCGCGGGAGCAACACCCGCGCCCGGUGGCGCUCUUCCCCGAGGCGUCCCCGUCCAAGCAGCAACAAAAGCUUCGGGUGAAGCUGAUCUCUGCCUUCGGUCUGGCCACCAGCACCAUGAGUGGAGUCACGUACUGCACCUGUGAGAUCCCUCUGAAGAAGGAGUCCAAGCUCUUGACCGACCCCGUGGCGCUGGAUUCGAACCCCGAGUGGCGCUUCAGCCGGACGGUGAAAGGCUAUGCUCCGGGCGAUGCGCUCGUCAUGGAGGUCUAUAGCCGCGAUCAGGAGGAAGGGAUGACGCCACGUGCGGACCAGCUGCUUGGCCGUGCCUUCCUGCCCGGUGAGAAGUUCUACCCCAACGGCUUUGAUGGUUUGCUCAACCUCACGCUGGGCCCUCGCCCAACUGGGGCCACGUUGCGAGUGACUGCCUUGGUGUUGGACUGA